UCGAUAUAUGUCGGCACGGUCGACACCGGUCGACACUAUUAUUUAUUUUGUACGCUUGGCGUAGUUGUAAUGUGUCUAAGACGAAAUGUAAUAUUUCACACUACUGCAAUUGUAACAUGUUGCUCUGUAGUGCUAGCAUUGCAAAGUACUGAAUACGUCCAAGAAAACAGUGGGAAAUUGAAAGAUGACCCAGCGGAGCAAUUAUUUGUUAGACUGUUUAUAAAGAGGAGAAAGGAACAACUGGAUGCAGUCAAAAGACUUCUUGCAAUUGACAGCUAUGAAAAACAAAACAAAAUGGUGUCUGUAAUAGCAGAGAAAGUUUUCAGUGUAAUCCAAAGUAGUAGAGUUACAUUAGAAAGUUCAGGGUAUAUUCCUGGAAGCAGCAGUUUUCCUAAGGAUGAGAAUACUUUGCAUGCACUGGCAAACAUACUGGAGAACACUGCAUUCUUUGGUGAUAUCUUGCUGAGACUUCCAAAUAUUUCCCACAAAAUCAUAACCUUAAAACAUGAAUGGGAAGUGCUGUUACACUGGAGCCUGGGCUUCUCUAACCAAACUCAUCUGCUGGAUAAACAAACAGAAAGACUUAUGUACCUGGUCAGCCAAGAACUGAAUAUCACAGAGCGGGAUCCCGAUUAUCAAAAUCCAUACAGCAGAAGUCAUAAAAAGGAGCAGAACAGAGAGCAAAGUGUACAACAGAAUACUGUGAAGAAAAACAGAAAAAAGGAGUACAAAAAGGGACCACGUAUGUCUAGUGGGGCCUUUACUGGAGAACUGUAAGAGUAACCAAAUUGUAUGCAACCUACCUUUCUUUGUAAAAUACUCAGCUUGAACUUUCUGCAGGUGUGUAAAACACAUGAACUUUUUU
Cryptotermes secundus is the source of this 865-nucleotide messenger RNA. Its product is annotated as coiled-coil domain-containing protein 134. The coding region runs from base 70 to 777 and encodes 235 amino acids. The transcript has 5 exons. The record is from RefSeq and is a predicted model, not a curated record. Lineage: Eukaryota; Metazoa; Arthropoda; Insecta; Blattodea; Kalotermitidae.